GCUUGCGCGACCGAAAGCGCACGAACCCGCUUUAGCUUUUAUAAUCGUCAGUAUCGUGUUGAUAGUGUCGAAAAGAACGCGGUGCCGGGUGUUCCGCUUAUCUACCCGGUCUCUAUUACCUUUAGUGUAGUCGUAGUUCAGCAGAAUUUACCGAUUCAGUGCUAUGGAUCCCCAAAAUCAAGAUAUCGUGGCUGUAAGCAGUCCCGCCGAAGUCCCAAACGAUCCAGGGAAAAUGUUCAUUGGAGGGUUAAGUUGGCAGACAAGUCCAGAGAGUCUACGAGAAUACUUUAGCAAGUUCGGCGACAUAACCGAAGUUAUGGUUAUGAAAGAUCCAGCCACAAGAAGAUCAAGCGUCACGGCAGGCACUAAUGGGGUUAUCUACUCGAUGGACUUGGGAGUUUCAGUUAGCACCCCCAGGGGCUUCGGUUUCAUCACUUUCACCGACCCAUCAAGCGUUGAUAAAGUACUGGCACAAGGCACACAUGAACUCGAUGGAAAGAAGAUUGAUCCAAAAGUAGCAUUUCCGAGACGAGCACACCCUAAGGUAAGAAUUGAAAACCAAAUAAAUAAAAUGGUUACCAGGACGAAAAAAAUAUUCGUAGGCGGACUAUCUGCACCUACCACAUUAGAAGACGUGAAAACAUACUUCGAACAAUUUGGACCGAUUGAAGAUGCAAUGCUAAUGUUUGACAAACAAACAAAUAGGCAUAGAGGUUUUGGAUUUGUCACAUUUCAAAGUGAAGAUGUCGUAGAUAAAGUUUGUGAAAUUCAUUUUCACGAGAUCAAUAACAAAAUGGUGGAAUGCAAGAAAGCACAACCAAAAGAAGUAAUGCUUCCCGCUAACUUGGCCAAAACCCGUGCGGCCGGCCGGGGAGCCUACGAUUUUAUGUGGUCGCUGGGAGCCCUUCCUGACGGUUUUCCCGCUGCGGCAUAUGCCGCCUAUGCGGCCGGUCGAGGUUACUCGGGCUACCCUAGUUUCGGACUGCCAUAUCCAGCAGUGGAUCUAACCAAUGGACAGCUCACUCCGAAUAAUAACACUCCACUGUUGACUCAGGCCUUGUCAGUGAUGAACAAUUACCAAGCAGCGGCCGCUGCACAAGCGCAAGCGCAAGGAUAUGGACCACCAGCGUCCCCGCACACAACCGGCGCUAGAGCAGGGUUCCCAGCAGCUAAUUCUCCAGGACCCACCAUUGAUAUGUACAACAGCAGUGCUGAUAGCGUCGGUUAUGUUCAAGCCGCCAGUCCCCAGCCUAGCAGCUUUCCGGCAAUCGCCGUCAGCAGAGCACCGCUUAAUUACAGUCCGGGUCCUCUUAUCCCGGCUGCAUUCACCAAUGGCUACCAUUGAGUCGAAGUACUAUCUAGUGUUGUGUGACCCAAAAAUCGGCAGCUACGUGAUGGCAUCACAACUGCACUUGUACAUUCACUUUAUGUAUAAUAAUCUAAUUAUGUAGCACCCCCGCCAGGCGAGGCCCACUUGUUGUUGUAAUGUUUGGUGUACGCGUACCGCUUCGUCGCUAAUCGGUAGCUGACGAGACCUCCGCCAAUUUGUCAACAUUUGUAUACACUGAAUCCAAGUUAGAGUUAUACUUUUAAUGCAUUUUAAUCGUAUCCCAAAAAAAAUAAA
Molecule: messenger RNA, 1624 nt
Organism: Diorhabda sublineata
Lineage: Eukaryota; Metazoa; Arthropoda; Insecta; Coleoptera; Chrysomelidae
Gene: Rbp6
Product: RNA-binding protein Musashi homolog Rbp6
Exons: 16
Coding region: 164-1345 (393 amino acids)
Cellular component (GO): cytoplasm
Molecular function (GO): RNA binding
Source: RefSeq, a predicted model, not a curated record